Messenger RNA from Botrytis byssoidea, 6160 nucleotides. RefSeq lists its product as uncharacterized. Gene Ontology annotation, cellular component: nucleus. The coding region runs from base 3003 to 4943 and encodes 646 amino acids. NCBI's taxonomy places the organism in Eukaryota, Fungi, Ascomycota, Leotiomycetes, Helotiales, Sclerotiniaceae. Gene Ontology annotation, molecular function: DNA-binding transcription factor activity; sequence-specific DNA binding. The transcript is spliced from 4 exons. The record is from RefSeq and is a predicted model, not a curated record. Gene Ontology annotation, biological process: positive regulation of transcription by RNA polymerase II.
GAAUUGGAAUUGGAAUUGGAAUUGGAAUUGGAAUUGGAAGUAGAAGUAGAAGUGGAUGAGAGUCAAAUUGUCCUUCAUUCCUAUAGACCAGAAUAAUAACCCACUGAGAUCAUACCAUACCAUACAUAUCAUGUCAUGUCAUAUCAUUCAUGAAUCCAAGACUUCAAAUAAGCAUCAUUGAACAAGCGUCGUCUGUGAAUUGUACAUAUUCAUAUUGGACUGGAAUGAAUCUCAAACUUCACUUCACUUCAUUCUCUAUCAGACCAUCACAUCAAGCAAAAUUAAACUUCACUCUAGCUCAUUCUCAUUCUCAUUCUCCUUCUCAUUCGGUUCUUCCGACGUCCGUAUAGAAAAGUCCUAUUUUAGCGCAAGAUAUUUGGGCGCUGUGGUGUUCACAUAUUCACACUCACACUCACACUCACACUCUCACUCUCACUCUCACACGUCCACGCACCCUUAGCUUCAUUCCGGGAUCGCUACGGCCUCAAACAUCCACUUUAGAAAGUACCCAGUCCAGAUCCAAAGUUUCCACCAAAGCAAAGGGCAGAAAGAUACUGAGAGACUGAGACGUGGAAAGAGAGGGAGAAGAAGCAGAAGAGAAAGAGGGAAAAAAGGACAGUAUUGUAUCAGCCAAUUGAAUUAAGAAGACGAAGAGGAAGAGAGGGAGAAAAGAUCUAAGAAAAAAGGGAAACCUCAAAAGAGAGAAAGGGAAGAAUCAACAACUCCAACCUUCACUCCACAAAUCAAGAGAACAGAAACAAGACAAGUUGAAGACUUUCUCCACAGUGGUAUCAUUAUCAUUAUCAUUCAUUAUCUUACCCUCAGGUCCACCAAGAAAUCGAACACUUUAUUACUCCGUUGUGUACGCCGUGUUUUCUUUUCAUAACCCUUCAUAACGAUUCCACCCGCACGCUUCCACUCUUCCUUACCGUACGACACACCAAAACAGUGCAUCUCCUACAAGGAAGGACCAGCUAGACCAAGGCAAAGAAGGGAAAAUAGAAGAAGAGAGAGACAUAGGCAACACGCAGAACAAGAGAACAAGAAGAACAUUCAUUGAACAUUGUUCUUGGCUUGAAUGUCUCUACUCUUUUAUUGACUAUCUAUCAACAUUGAAGAUUAUCUAUUUACAUUAUCCUCCUCCUCCUCCUCCUCCUCCUCCUCUUCAAUCAUCUAUCCAUCUAUUCAUCUAUUCAUCUAUUCACCUAUUCAUCUAUUUAUUUAUCUAUCAUCUACCUAUCUACCUCCCCCCAUCAACGACUAAUUAGAUAAACUAUCCUUCUGUAUCUUUGGUUGUUUUAUCUAAAUUUGAUUACUCUCACCACGAUAUUUAUUAUUAUUAUUAUUAUUAUUAUUAUUUUUUAUUAUUAUUUUUAUUAUUUUAUUAUUAUUAUUUAUUUAUUCAUAUUCAUAAGCUAGCUUUCCCCUUCCCUCCCCCAUCUAGCUUCACUUAUUACUUCAUUCUACUUAUUACACAUACACUUAAAUUUAACUACUCUCCUCUAUUUCUCCUCUACUCCACUCUACUCACCCACUUCGAUUACGACCUUACUAACCUUACUACCUCAAAACACUCAACCCAUACCUUGACCACUUGGACACACCUUACCUCAUCCAUUCAAUCUAUUUUUCUACGGCCACGGCUAUAGCUACUCUCACCAACCCAUACACUCUCGUUAAGACUAUCCUGUUCAACCAAUACCCUUAAACUUUCCACAAACCCACCUCCACCACUCACUCUCACACAUCACCACCGCCCAACCUCCUCCCUCGUUUCUAUUCUUCUCUUCCUCCGCGCCUUUUUUUUUUUAAAGCUCUCCAAUCCACUCUCUCAUCCUCCCUUUUCCGACCUCCCCCAUUUCUUAUACCUCAUAGAGGUGCAUGGAAAACGAAAAGCCAAAAAAAGGAAAACCCUAGAAAACUUCAAACAAAAGAGUUGGCAAAUAUCCUCAAUUCUUUUGACCGACAUACAUCCUAUCCACAAGUACACAUCACGCCUCUUGCAAAGUAAAACUCCUCCACUGCACUUCAGAUCUUCUCUAUUCCACGAAAUCUUCUACGACCUUCACGAUUUUUUUUACGUUCGCAUCCUCGAAUCUAAGCACGGAUCAGAUUCCUUCCAAAGAAGCGACAAGCACCAGCAUACAUACCUGCAGGUUCGCGUAACUGCCAACGAUCCUGUCGUGGAGCUUCAAUCGCACCUCAAUUGGAUCAACAAAGCUUCAAGUCCUCUUGUAACGACUUCUACGAGCCAAACGUCUUCUUUUUCGAGUCUUUUUUGAGGUUUUACAAGAUCUUUCUGCUUCUGCACCUUUGGCAUAUGCAUCUUAUUUCACGAAAAAUAAACGACCUAUUACUUUCGCGCUCGUUGUAAAAGCAGUGUUUGUUUUGAUUUUUCAUAUCGACGAUAGUCUGUCAAUAUACCAAAGCAUCAUUCUUCCAUUCUUGGUUCAGCAACUUUCAUCUUUCUCCAAAAAAUAAAGUUACCCAUUUCACCCGCAUACACGAAUAGACCACAAGUUAAAUCUUGUCGUCUAACGUAAAAUUUUACCUCUCUUCUCGGAAGACCCUUUAUUGAGUCUGCCAGAUCAUUGUCCGUUCAGGACUUGAUCAUUCCAACCGAAAAACUGGAUCUUCCGUCGAUAUCGCAAGUGCAAACCCGGGGGCCUUCCGAAGUACCAUACUACAACCAUCACGCCGCGCAGCGACCACUGUACGUGAAUGAAAGGUUGCCCGCUUUGCCUUUGCCACCGCCGCAACAGGCAUAUUCGUCUGGUACUUCAUCUCCCCGGGUUGGUUCACUUAGCUCACUUGGAUCUUCCUCAAUUUUGAACGGAGGUUCUCAUUCAUCUUACACCACAGCGAGUUCCUCAAACGGACCCAAAACCCCUUCUCCCACUCAAGCUAGCAGUGGUUUACCUGUUUCUCUCCCUCAAGGAUCUUACAGCACACCACCUUCAAACCCAGCAUACUCUUACAGCCAAGAGCCAUAUCAAAACAACAUGAAUCACGGUCCUCAAGAUAUGUAUUAUCCUCCACACAUGUCGGCUGGACAACAACCACCACCCCAGACUGCCACAUCAGGUGCAUUGAGUCAAUAUCCUCAACAUCAGCCACCUCUGCUUCAACCUGGACCUCCACAUUAUUCACCUGCGCAGCAAGCACCAUACGGCCAAUACUAUGGCAAUGGACUUCAAUCUCCACAAUCGGCUCAAAUUCCCGGGUCAAUGGGUGGUCAAGGCAACGUUCUACCACUUCCAGCAAUGACCACUCAACCUGGUAUGCCGAGCCAAGGUUAUGGUGGACCACAACAAUUUGACCAGACUGGCCAAGUUGCCCCACCAGGAAUGAAGCCCAGAGUGACAGCAACCCUUUGGGAAGACGAGGGUAGUUUGUGCUUUCAAGUAGAGGCAAAGGGUGUUUGCGUGGCUAGACGUGAAGAUAAUCACAUGAUUAAUGGCACGAAAUUAUUGAAUGUUGCAGGUAUGACUCGUGGACGACGAGACGGUAUCCUGAAAAGUGAAAAAAUGAGACACGUUGUGAAAAUUGGUCCUAUGCAUUUAAAGGGUGUUUGGAUUCCUUUUGAGCGUGCAUUGGAUUUUGCAAAUAAGGAAAAGAUUACGGAAUUAUUGUAUCCUUUAUUUGUUCACAAUAUUGGCGCUCUUCUCUACCACCCAACGAACCAGACACGAACGAAUGCUGUAAUGGCAGCCGCAGAACGUCGAAAGAAUGAGCAAAACCAAAUGCGGAAUCCACAAGCACCUGGUUUGCCUUCAUUACACCAACAUCACCAUCACUCAAUGGCUAACUCAAUUGGCGCUCCCCUUCCAGGUCCACAGCAUUCCCUUGCUCCUCAUCCAAAUGUUGGUCGUCCUGCUCUCGAAAGAUCACACACAUUCCCCACCCCUCCCACAAGUGCAUCUAGUGUAAUGGGCAGUAUGGAUAAUUCUAACGGCAAUUUCCAGUGGCCUGGGCAAUCCAUGGGCAAUGUGCAAGGUACCAAUCCCCUGUCAAUUGACACUGGAUUAAGUAAUGCUCGCUCAAUGCCAACAACUCCAGCUACCACCCCUCCCGGAACUGCGGUUCAAUCGAUGCAACAAUAUCAACAAACUCAACAACCUUACGACUCGAGACAGAUGUACUCCCAAGCACCCCCGCCACAGAAUGCUUACGCCCAAGCUCCACCACCUCAACAAAGCAUGCCUCAGUACUCGCAACAGCCAAAUUCAUACAUCAAGAAUGAAAUGGGUCCACCAUUGGCGAGAGCACCAGAUGCUGAGCCACAACAUCAUGAACCAAAGGAUUCAAAUGGAAUGAUCCAUCAUCAAGGAAAUGGCCAAGUUGAGGAAGAACAUGAUCAAGAUCAUGAUGGCGGUGAAUACACCCAUGACAGCCAGGGUAACUACGAUUCAAGUCGUCGGCCAUACAAUUACUCGAAUGGCCCAGCCGUGGGAUCAAUAACAGGUGAACACACCCAUUUGUCACCAGAGAUGACUGGCUCACCAAAUAAUCCAGCUUCCGGACGAGCAACUCCUAGAACCGCGUCAGCACCACAAACGUACUACGCUCAACAGCAAGGUGGUUACAGCACACCUCCACGAAUUCAACCACCGUCGAGUAAUUUGUAUAAUGUAGUCAGUCAAGAACGUGGUACAGCUAACGGCAGCACAGGUGGUGACGUUUACGCACCACAAUCAGAUCUUGGAGCUUCAAUGUCUAAUGGUUAUGCCGGUCAGCAAAAUAUCAUGAAUGGCGCACCUGGGAGUAACAAGCGCGGCAGAGAUGAUGAUGACGAUGGUCGCCCAUCCAGUAGAGGUCCAGGAAUGGCCGAUGCUGAUGGUUUGAAGAGACGGAAAACGAUCCGGGAGGGUUCAGUUUCUGGACCAUCUUACAAUCCAGGACUCAACCGAGCUCAAUCGACCAUUGCUCAAAGACGCCGGUAACUCGAAUCGAUGAUUUUGAACGCACACUUUUGCACUUUCUUCCAGUGAUCUGACUUUUCUCAUCAUGAUCCACUGUUUUUUUUUAUUCUUGGCUCGCGCCACAAAAGCAUUCUCGACAAUCACAAGCACACUCUUUGAAAGAAAAUUUCUUUUUUAUCUUCACGAUUGUCUUUGUAUUCGCCGAACAUAGAUUCAGCAAAUUAUUUGAACCUGGAAUGACGACGAGUUUAUGACUGAAAUUUUUAGAUGACCCUAAUGCGGAUCAUCGAAACGGCUUUAACGAAUUUACGCUAUGCAAACAUGGGAGAGGAAAUAAUCUGUUGAGAAAUGAUCCCAAAGAUAUACACAUGCAAGCGGGAUUUAUUUACUUGGGGGUUUUCAUUUUACACUCGAGAACAAAAAAACGAAACACGCCUAUUAAUGACACCCUAGGCGUCGACAUGAAAUAUUUGGGAUUUGGGCUUUUUGUGUUUUUCGUUCAUGGGAAAGGCUUAAAUGAUUUGUUUUCGUUCAGACGGACGACCAAAAUAAUGAAUGGGGCCAUUUUCUAUUCGAUAUUUACAGCACCGAGGAACCUGUCUCAAUAUUUUUCUUAUGAUGUCGGGAAGGAUGAAUAGAGAAGGAAAACUGGACCACUGAACAGAUAAUCAUUUUGUUUAAUGUUUUCAGCUUUUCUUUCCUGGACCGACUUCUGGUUUCUUUGCUUUUUGUUGAGCUCUUCUUGAGCUUAACGUUUACAUACAUUAUCGUUAUGAUUUAUGACCAUUUCCUUGCUUAUCUUGUUAGUUGUUGCAGUUGUGAGUUUCUUGGGCUUGAUGGGGGAGGGAGAUGAAAUGGAUUCUACCAUUUGAGGAUGGUUAUCCCAAUGGAUGAAUGCCAUAUCAAUGGAAUGUGUGGAAAAGGUGCAAAGCUUGAAUGUUUUGUAACCAAUUCUGAACGCAAAUGGGUUAACGGUGAUCGGGAUGAAUGGAAUGGGAAUGGUUGAAUGAUAUGACUUUAUGAUGAAGAUGGAUGGAUGGAUGGUACGAAUGAUUGGAUGGGUUCGGGGGUAUUAUUGGAAUUCAACUGGAACUGAACUGAACAAGAUACAAAAAUUUAAAAGUUGUUGAUGAAUUUUUUGGCAAGAGGGAUUGGUGAUGAUGUGUGAUGUGAUGAUAUAUGAAGCUUUAAAUUGAUUUUCUCUGGUGUUCGUAACCUAUACUCAUAAAUUUAUGUCU